Messenger RNA from Hypoxylon fragiforme, 201 nucleotides. RefSeq lists its product as uncharacterized. The record is from RefSeq and is a predicted model, not a curated record. The transcript is spliced from 3 exons. Lineage: Eukaryota; Fungi; Ascomycota; Sordariomycetes; Xylariales; Hypoxylaceae. The coding region runs from base 1 to 201 and encodes 66 amino acids.
AUGGAUAAAUUGAAGAAAGCAAAGAACGCCCUCACCGGCCAGGCCUCGGCCAACCAAAACGCCCAACCCGGCAAGAGCAACAGCACCAAGGACACUCUCAUCGACUCUGGAGUUGAUCAGGAAGCUCAGAAGAAAGGCAUCCCCAGCGGUGCUGACCCGAUGAUCAACAACGUCGUGAACGACGCAGUCAAUAAGUUUUAG